Molecule: messenger RNA, 2223 nt
Organism: Blepharisma stoltei
Lineage: Eukaryota; Ciliophora; Heterotrichea; Heterotrichida; Blepharismidae
Source: the annotation of a GenBank genome assembly
AUGGAAAGCCUAUCAGCUCAAGAAGUCGUUGCUCUUAUGGCAGACCCUGACUACAACCAGUCUCACCUCUUCCCAGAAGGUCAAGAUCAACAUACAAGAGAUCUUCUCGUCGAAGAUCUUAAAUAUUUCGACAAAAAUUACCCAGGUGGCAUAAAGUCAUACAUUUCUAGAGCAAGAAAACUCCUUCAGGACUCCGCAAACUCUGUUAAUAUUUUCGAAGGAUGGACUCCAAAAAUCCCUCACGGAGUUUCAGUGAACCCAGAGACAAACUUAGACCAGUUUGUAGCAUUAGAAAAUGAGGGCAUAUCCGAACUCGGAAAAUGUGCCUUUGUUUUGGUUGCUGGAGGUCUUGGAGAAAGACUAGGCUAUUCCUCUAUUAAAGUAGGACUUCCAGUAGAGCUUGUGACAGAAACCUGUUUCCUUCAGCUCUACAUUGAGUCCAUUUUGGCACUGCAGGACAGAUCUGGAACAAUUCUUCCUUUAGCAAUUAUGACAUCAGAGGACACUCAUUCACGUACUCUUCAGCUUCUUGAAGAGCAUAACUAUUUUGGUAUGUCUCGUGACCAGCUCACUUUAAUGAGACAAGAAAAAGUCCCAGCUUUAAUUGACAAUGAAGCAAGAUUUGCAGUUGAGCAUGGAAGAGUUUCUGGAAAACAGCUGACUUAAUUACUUUAAUUACUUAUAGACAAGUCUCCUGUAGACCCGCGGGCCACUACUCUCCUCCGCAUAGCAAUCCACUGCUUACUUACCAGCCCGAGCACGACCUCACACUAUUUUGCUCCUCACAGAUGAGGGAUUAUACCUACCGAGAGCUAGAGAUGUUGAAGCACCAUGCUGAGCGUCAACGGGGUUCGCUCUUUCCAAAAAUUAGAAAAAUGAAUUUUUGGUCAAGCUGUUGACCAAAAUGGAACCAGAGCCAAGGACACACAGUCUGCUAUCACGCUAAAGAUUUGUUCGACUUCCCCUUCUUCCCAAGAGACAAAACCUUGACCUGGAUGUCUGCAUGCGGUUUUAAAUCCACCAAACCAAGUAAACCUUGCCUAACACGCACUUCUGAACGCUGUCCUCUCUUCCACAAGAUACCCGCCUUUCCCAAUUACUUACUGCUACAAUUUUAACAUGGAGGCUGGCUCGCCACUCCAUUUAAUGUAUAUUUCUGGCAAACCGCACGGACAUGGAGAUGUCCACAUCUUGUUAUACCAAUAUGGUCUUCCACAGAAAUGGCUUUCUGAAGGAAAGAAGUGGAUGGUCAUAUUGCAAGACACAAAUCCUCUUGUAUUCAAAGCUCUCCCAUCUUUCUUAGGAGUAUCAAAGGUCAAUAACUAUGCUAUGAACUUUGCCACGAUUCCUAGAAUGCCAAAAGAGUCAUUAGGAGCUAUCAUGACAUUAGAAAAAGAAGGCCAAAUCCAAACUUUGAACGUGGAGUACAACAUUGUUGACACUUUAAUCAAAGGAUCAGGAAUGAAUGCCAAAGGUGACGUUUCCAAUGAAGAACUCGGCAUCGGCACUCCAGAAUCAGCAAAAUUAUCUCCAUUCCCAGGAAACACCAACACUUUAUUGUUCUCCUUACAAGAUUAUUUGGAUGCCUUAAACAGAACAGGAGGCGCUAUGACAGAAUUUGUCAAUCCAAAAUACGCUGAUGCCACUAAAACGGUUUUUAAAGCUCCUACAAGACUUGAAUGCCUUAUGCAAGAUUUCAGCAAGAUGUACACACAAGAAUCAAUUAUAGGCUUUACACAAUUUGAGCGCUGGAUUUCAUUUACUGCUGUGAAAAAUAAUUUGCAGGAAGCUGCAGCAAAAUCAGCACAAAAUUUAGAUCCAUGGUGUGCUGGAAGUGGAGAGUGCGAAUAUUUUAAUGCAAAUAUCAAAUUAUUAAGACUUUGUGGAGCCUCAAUCGAUGAUGCUACUACAGACACCUUCUUUGCUGGAAUUAGAUACAGACUGCCUGCAAAAAUUAUUAUCCAGCCUUCUUUUGCCUGCAGCUUUGUGGAAUUAAGACAAAAAGUCAAAGGAUCAUGGUCAAUUUCCAACAGAUCAGUCCUAGUCCUAGAAGGAAAAGAAACACUUAUAGAAGACUUGAAACUUGAUGGCAGCUUAGUAGUCGGCCAAAAUGCCCAUUACCACCGAAUCACCAAAGAUGAUGGAAUAGUCCCUGUUUACGUUCCUAGUGAGCCAAGAGACCCUGAAUACCUUCGUAUUAGAGGAUUCAAAUUAAGAAAAUAA